AUGACUACUAGCUUUCUGCUUUUAGUCUGCUUUUUUAUUAUGAUUUUCAGAAAAGAGACUAUGUGCCAAUCGGUCUGUAAAACUGUUACAUGUUAUGGUCAAGCGAUUUGCCAUGAGAUAGAUGAGCCGUAUUACAAUGGGACGUUGCUGCCGAUUCCAAAAGUGGCACAGUGUUCGGAUAAAAAUAUUGAGGAUUACAUUAAGGAUAUAAUUGCGUCGAAGAAUAUUGAAUUACUCGUUCAAAAACCGGACUACAUGAAUUCCAAUGACAAAGAUGUCCUGUGCCAAGGUAUCAAUUGCUAUGGUAUGAAUACGUGCACCAUUGUCAGAGUCCCCUGUGCCGACGACCCCACGUGCAUCAAUUAUCUUCCCUUCUGCGAUGACUCCCCGAUCACCACAACGACCAUUUCUAUACUAUAA
Messenger RNA from Caenorhabditis remanei, 420 nucleotides. RefSeq lists its product as uncharacterized. NCBI's taxonomy places the organism in Eukaryota, Metazoa, Nematoda, Chromadorea, Rhabditida, Rhabditidae. The record is from RefSeq and is a predicted model, not a curated record. The coding region runs from base 1 to 420 and encodes 139 amino acids. The transcript is spliced from 3 exons.